GCAGCGCCCUACCUCAAGAUGGCGCCCAGCCCCUCACCCGGCACCACGCAGGCGCCGCGGCCCCAACGCCGUUGUGACGCCGCCGCUGCUGGCCUCUGCCUGGGCUGGGGCUGCCUCCGCAAGGCGCUGCCGGGGGUGGCGGGAGUCGGGGCUGCCGCUUCGGCUCAUGCUGCCUUCGCCCCCUGAGGCUGGAAGAUGAGGCUGCUGGCGGCCGGCAUCUUGCUGCUGGCCCAUCUCUGCACCGCCUUCUACCUGCCCGGCCUGGCUCCCGUCAGCUUCUGCGACGACGACAAGGAGAGCGAGGGCUGCAAGUCACUAAUUGAGCUCUUUGUGAACAGACUGGACUCAGUUGAAUCGGUUCUGCCAUAUGAGUAUGAUGCUUUUGACUUCUGUCAAGAUAAGGAAGAGAAAAGACCAUCAGAAAAUCUUGGGCAAGUGCUGUUUGGAGAGAGGAUAGCAUCAUCUCCAUAUAAGUUCACUUUUAAGAAGCAGGAAACAUGCAAGAAAGUUUGUACAAGGUCUUAUGACCCAGAAAACAGUGCUGAUAGAAGCAAGCUGGCUUUUUUGAAGAAAGGAAUGCAGUUGAACUAUCAACAUCACUGGAUUAUUGAUAACAUGCCUGUAACAUGGUGCUAUGAUGUGGAAGAUGGACAAAAAUACUGUAAUCCAGGAUUCCCAAUAGGAUGUUUUGUUACUCCAGAUGGUAGAGUUAAAGAUGCUUGUGUUAUAAAUUCAGAGUUUAACAAGAAGAACACUUUCUACCUCUUCAACCACGUUGACAUAACAAUCAUGUACCAUAGUGGGAAGGAUGAAAACUGGCCUGGUGCAAGACUGGUGAUGGCACGACUGAGACCACAAAGCUACAAACAUACAGAUGAAAACAACUUAAGCUGUGAAGGUCCACCUAUGGAGAUUCCUGGAGAAUUCAACAACAAACUGAAUUUGAUCUAUACUUACUCGGUGACAUUUGAAGAAAAGAAUAAUAUUAAGUGGGCUUCCAGAUGGGAUUACAUUUUGGAGUCCAUGCCACACACAAACAUCCAGUGGUUUAGUAUAAUGAAUUCCCUCGUAAUUGUUCUCUUCUUAUCUGGCAUGGUGGCUAUGAUCAUUCUGCGGACCCUUCAUAAAGAUAUCGCAAGAUACAACCAGAUUGACUCUUCUGAAGAUGCCCAAGAGGAAUUUGGCUGGAAGCUGGUUCAUGGAGAUGUGUUUAGACCUCCAAGGAAGGGAAUGUUACUGUCUGUCUUCUUGGGCCAAGGAACACAGAUUUUCAUUAUGACAUUUAUUACUUUAUUCCUAGCUUGCCUUGGUUUUCUUUCUCCUGCCAACCGUGGUGCUUUGAUGACCUGUGCAGUUGUAUUGUGGGUCUUACUAGGAACUCCAGCUGGUUAUGUGUCUGCUAGAAUGUACAAGACAUUUAGAGGCGAGAAGUGGAAGACAAACGUUUUGCUUACAGCUCUGCUUUGUCCUGGAAUUGUCUUUGCUGAUUUCUUCAUUAUGAAUCUCAUUCUGUGGGUAAAAGGAUCCUCCGCUGCCAUCCCUUUUGGUACUUUGGUUGCUAUCCUAGCCAUGUGGUUUGGAAUUUCAGUCCCACUAACCUUUAUUGGCGCAUAUUUUGGCUUCAAAGAGAAGCCUAUUGAACACCCAGUUCGUACAAACCAGAUUCCUCGCCAAAUUCCGGAACAGUCCUUUUUCACAAAACCAUUGCCUGGUAUCAUAAUGGGUGGCAUCUUGCCCUUUGGCUGUAUUUUCAUUCAACUCUUUUUCAUUCUGAAUAGCAUUUGGUCUCAUCAAAUGUACUACAUGUUUGGUUUCCUGUUCCUAGUUUUUAUAAUUCUUCUAAUUACGUGUUCUGAGGCUACAGUUUUGCUGUGCUACUUCCAUCUCUGUGCAGAGGAUUAUCAUUGGUGGUGGCGAUCGUUUCUGACAAGCAGCUUUACAGCUGUUUAUCUCUUUAUCUAUGCAGUUCAUUACUUCUUCUCUAAACUCCAGAUAACAGGAACUGCUAGCACCAUUUUAUACUUUGGUUACACAAUGAUCAUGGUCUUGAUUUUCUUCCUUUUCACAGGAACUAUUGGAUUUUUUGCCUGCUUCUGGUUUGUAAGUAAGAUUUACAGUGUUGUGAAAGUGGACUGAAAAGCUUCAAAGUGUCUUCUGAACAUAUCUCCCUUGCUGUUUGAUAUUUUUUUACCAUGUAUUGAGAAACGCACCGUGUAAUUCUAAUUUGUAAAAGCUGAACAGCAGACUACAGCUUAAAAUACUUUUUUUUUUUUUUAAUGGAAGGAAAUGGCACCAUUGGGAAAAAAAAAUGUUUACAUCAGUAUGCUCAUUGAACAUGUUAAUUCUAAUCAUUCUAAAACUUGUAUCCAAAAUUUGAUUUAGCAGAAAUAAAACCCCUGUGAACUAGUUUAUUUGAGAAAUGAGUGCAUUAUACCAGUCCUCCAGCUGAAAUUUCUUGUAUUGUUUUUUUGUAACAUUUUUUGGUUUCCAAUUAUAUACCAUCAAAGCACAGGACUGUCAAGUAAAUCUAUGUAAAAUGUGAAUUUUUAACUUAACUAUGAUUGUACAUAUUAUCCUACACCUUCUGUACAACUAGAUAUCUUCUUACAACUGUACAUGCUCUUAGUGUAACGUAGACUUUAUUAAAAAUAUCGACACUGGUUUUUGUUCAAAUAAAACUGCACAACUCCA
Messenger RNA from Cygnus olor (mute swan), 2691 nucleotides. Its product is annotated as transmembrane 9 superfamily member 2-like. The record is from RefSeq and is a predicted model, not a curated record. The transcript is spliced from 17 exons. Lineage: Eukaryota; Metazoa; Chordata; Aves; Anseriformes; Anatidae. The coding region runs from base 196 to 2136 and encodes 646 amino acids. Gene Ontology annotation, cellular component: membrane. Gene Ontology annotation, biological process: protein localization to membrane.